AUGCCAGACGAGCUGACCGAGCCCGGGCGCGCCACGCCGGGCCGCGCCUCCUCCUUCCUCAUCGAGAACCUGCUGGCGGCCGAAGCCAAGGGCGAGGGGCGCGCGGCGCGGGGCGGCCGCGGGGACGACGACGACGACGACGACGACGACCCGGAGGACGAGCACGCGGGGCCGGCGCGGCGGCGGCGGCUGCAGCGGCGGCGGCUGCGAGCGGGCGCGGGGCCCGGCGGGGAGGCGCGGGCGCGGGCGCUACUCGGGCCCGGCGCGCUGGGCCUGGGACCCCGGCCGCCCCCCGGGCCCGGGCCGCCCUACGCGCUGGGCUGCAGCGGCGCGGCCCGCUGGUACCCGCGGGCGCACGGCGGUUACGGCGGCGGCCUGAGUCCUGACCGGCUGCCCACAACCCACCGUGUCCCCUUUCUCCUCUCUCCUGCAGCCAGCGACCGGGACUCACCGGAGACGGGCGAGGAGAUGGGCCGCCCCGAGGGCGCCUGGCCGCGGGGCCCGGGGCCGGCCGCGGCGCAUCGGGAGGAGGCCGAGCUGGCGGCGCGCGGCCCUGCGGCCGGCGCGGAAGAGGCGGCCGAGCCGGCGGAGCCCGCGGCGGCCGGGGAGGCGCGCGGCGGCAGCGGCGGGGCGGGCGGCGGCCGCAAGAAGAAAACCCGCACGGUGUUCUCCCGCAGCCAGGUCUUCCAGCUGGAGUCCACCUUCGACCUGAAGCGCUACCUGAGCAGCGCCGAGCGCGCCGGCCUGGCCGCCUCGCUGCAGCUCACCGAGACGCAGGUGAAGAUCUGGUUCCAGAACCGCCGCAACAAGUGGAAGCGGCAGCUGGCGGCCGAGCUGGAGGCGGCCAGCCUGUCCCCCCCGGGCGCGCAACGGCUGGUGCGCGUGCCCGUGCUCUACCACGAGAGCCCGCCGGCCGCCGCCGCCGCCGCGCCGCCCGCCGCGCUGCCCUUCCCGCUGCCGCCCGCGCCGCCCGCGCCGCCCGCACCGCUGAUCGGCUUCUCCGGGGCCCUCGCCUACCCGCUGGCCGCCUUCCCGGCCGCCGCCUCCGUGCCCUUCCUGCGGGCGCAGAUGCCCGGCCUGGUGUGA
Messenger RNA from Sorex araneus (European shrew), 1086 nucleotides. It is a transcript of the gene HMX1, whose product is annotated as H6 family homeobox 1. The transcript is spliced from 2 exons. Gene Ontology annotation, biological process: negative regulation of DNA-templated transcription; regulation of transcription by RNA polymerase II. Gene Ontology annotation, cellular component: nucleus. Bases 1 to 1086 code for a protein of 361 amino acids. Lineage: Eukaryota; Metazoa; Chordata; Mammalia; Eulipotyphla; Soricidae. Gene Ontology annotation, molecular function: DNA-binding transcription factor activity, RNA polymerase II-specific; RNA polymerase II transcription regulatory region sequence-specific DNA binding. The record is from RefSeq and is a predicted model, not a curated record.